This is a messenger RNA of Lichtheimia ornata, 1242 nucleotides long. RefSeq lists its product as uncharacterized. The coding region runs from base 1 to 1242 and encodes 413 amino acids. Gene Ontology annotation, biological process: regulation of gene expression. The transcript has 10 exons. Gene Ontology annotation, molecular function: histone binding. The record is from RefSeq and is a predicted model, not a curated record. Gene Ontology annotation, cellular component: Rpd3L complex; cytoplasm; Rpd3L-Expanded complex. Lineage: Eukaryota; Fungi; Mucoromycota; Mucoromycetes; Mucorales; Lichtheimiaceae.
AUGGAAAUCGACCAAGACACCUCCUCCCCUUCUCCAUUCCAAGACACAAACUAUCGCACCUGGAAGAAGAAUACUCCUUUCUUAUACGACUUGCUUAUCACUCAUGGUCUCACAUGGCCCAGUUUAACCUGCCAAUGGUUUCCCGAUGUCGAAAGACGACCCGAUCAGAACUACAAAGCACAACGUCUUUUACUGGGCACGCAUACAAACGACAACGAGCCCAAUUAUCUCCAAAUAGCCACUGUACAACUGCCCAUCGAUCUUGACAAGGUGGAUACACGUAAAUACGAAGAACAUACCAAUGAGAUUGGUGGCUAUGGUGGAUACAACGAUGCCCAUGUUCGAAUUAUACAAAAGAUUGUGCAUGAAGGCGAAGUGAAUCGAGCACGAUAUCAAUACGACAAUCCCAAUAUCAUCGCCACAAAGUCAAAAUCAGGCAACGUCUAUGUCUUCGAUCGUACAACCUAUGAGUCAUUUCCCAAGGAACAUGAGCCAUUCAAUCCUGCAUUACGAUUACAAGGUCAUACAAAGGAAGGGUAUGCAUUGGAAUGGAAUCCACAUAGUACACGUUCAAGUCAUGUCCUGAGUGGUGGUUUCGAUGGCUUAAUAUGUGAAUGGGACAUUGCAGCUGCAUCCAAAGAAAAACGUACAUUACAACCAUCACGGACCUAUUGUGGACACACGGCGGGUGUGGAGGAUAUUGCAUGGAAUUGGCGACAUGAUUCUAUAUUUGCAUCAGCAGGCGAUGAUCGGCAAAUGAUGAUAUGGGAUACACGAGAUGAAGCGGGUGGCAAAGCUAUUCACAAUGUACGCGCUCAUGCAGCCGAAGUCAAUUGCGUUUCGUUUUCUCCUGGCAGUGAAUGGAUAUUGGCCACUGGAUCUUCCGAUAAGACCGUGGCACUGUGGGAUUUGAGAAACCUCAAGGCAAAAAUUCACGUCAUGCAACAUCACAAGGAAGAAGUCUAUCACCUUGCAUGGUCACCACAUCACGAGACAAUUCUAGCAACAGCCGGUAGUGACCGACAAGUAUUGGUGUGGGACGUGGCACGGAUCGGUGACGAUAAACCUAUAUCUGGCGAUGGCCCUCCUGAAUUAUUGUUUAUUCAUGCGGGCCAUAUUGGCGGCAUUGCUGAUUUCGGGUGGAAUCCUGCUGAACCAUGGUCUUUGGCAAGUGCGGAUGAGGACAAUACACUUCACGUGUGGCAAAUGGCACGCACUAUCUAUGGUCACGAGCAGCAAUGA